Messenger RNA from Salvelinus namaycush (lake trout), 5198 nucleotides. Its product is annotated as fragile X mental retardation syndrome-related protein 1-like. Lineage: Eukaryota; Metazoa; Chordata; Actinopteri; Salmoniformes; Salmonidae. Gene Ontology annotation, biological process: positive regulation of protein phosphorylation; regulation of dendrite morphogenesis; regulation of translation at postsynapse, modulating synaptic transmission. The record is from RefSeq and is a predicted model, not a curated record. Gene Ontology annotation, molecular function: translation regulator activity; mRNA 3'-UTR binding; protein homodimerization activity. Gene Ontology annotation, cellular component: growth cone; membrane; axon. The transcript has 17 exons. The coding region runs from base 594 to 2708 and encodes 704 amino acids.
GUUUGAGGAGACGGGCGGUUGGAGUAAAGGAGUUGCCGGGCGGUAGUGCACCACAUACGUUUUUAUCGGGAGGAGUCUUCCUGGCAAAAUUGUACUUCAAGAUAAAAUAAAGGAAUCCCUGUGACGACUUUCUAUAAAAACUUUACAUCGACUGCUGCAUUUAUACGCCUGUUUUAACAUCCCCGCAAGUGACGGAAUCAGGGUGUUGGUGAUAGCUAACUUAGGUAAUUAGCGAUAGCUAACAUUAGUUUACUAGCUUUGAAGCACAUUGCAAUUUGACCGCCGCGGUCCCCUUCUCAACGCAGGACAGCACAUUAAUUGUGCCGUUGCACGCCAGCUAACAAAACGAUCGAUAGUUUGCUAACUAGUGUGAGUAAACGUCAAGUUGACCGCUGGAGACGGUAUCUACCUAACGGUAUCUGUUGAUCCCAUCAACACUCAACUCCCCAGCCCCUUCACCCGAAACACUGGAAAUCCACAAGCGGUUGGAGAGCGGCGACGGGCCAGCGGCAGGGAAGCUGGGGGUGGUACCGGAACCGCACGGAGUCGUAGCGGCUUCAGAAAAGACCAGUCGUGGGGACCUACCGACUACUAUGGACGGGCUGGCGGUGGAGGUUCGCGGCUCGAACGGGGCCUUCUACAAGGGGUUCAUCAAAGAUGUCCACGAAGACUCACUCACAAUAGUAUUCGAAAACAACUGGCAACCAGAGAGACAGCUGCCCUUCAGUGACGUUCGGCUGCCGCCCCCAGCCGACUACCACAAGGACAUUGGCGAGGGAGAGGAGGUGGAGGUGUACUCGAGGGCCAACGAGCAGGAGCCAUGUGGCUGGUGGCUGGCCCGGGUGAGAAUGAUGAAGGGAGAGGUGAGUCAGGGACUGUUCUACGUUAUCGAGUACGCAGCGUGCGACGCCACAUACAACGAGAUCGUCACGCACGAACGCAUCCGGCCCGUCAACCCCAACAGUCCUUCCUCCCGAAACUCCUUCCACAAGGUCCCCAUCGCCAUCCCAGAAGACCUACGGAACAUCUGUGCGAACGACAACAUCCAUAAAGACUUCAGGAAAGCCAUUGGAGCCAACUGCAUCUUCUACAGUGCAGCCUCACACGAGCUCAUCGUGCUGUCAACAAAUGAGACAACAGUGAAGCGUGCUGCUCUCCUAAGCGACAUGCACUUCCGCAGCAUCCGUACCAAGCUCAUGCUCAUGUCCCGCAACGAAGAAGCCACUAAACACCUUGAGACAAGUAAGCAGCUGGCAUCUGCGUACCAGGAGGAGGUGAAGGUAAGGGAAGACCUGAUGGGUCUGGCCAUUGGCUCCCACGGUGCCAACAUCCAGCAGGCCAGGAAGGUGCCUGGUGUCACCGCCAUCGAACUGGAGGAGGAGAGCUGCACCUUCAGGAUCUACGGAGAGAACCCAGAAGCAGUGAAGCUGGCCAGGGUUUUCCUGGAGUUCAAAGAAGACUACUUCCAGGUGCCCCGGAACCUCGUAGGAAAAGUGAUCGGCAAGAACGGCAAAGUCAUCCAGGAGAUUGUGGACAAGUCGGGGGUGGUGCGGGUCCGGAUCGAGGGGGACAAUGACAAAAAGCUUCCCCGUGAGGAGGUAGGCAGGCAGGGGGCUGGCAGAGAAGACACUGCCCCUAAACAAGAGGGCAUGGUUCCCUUCGUCUUUGUGGGAACUAAAGAGAACAUCAGCAACGCCCAGGCCCUACUGGAGUACCACGUGGCCUACCUACAGGAAGUGGAGCAGCUGCGUCUGGAGCGGCUGCAGAUUGACGAGCAGCUCCGUCAGAUCGGGGUGGGGUACCGUGCCCCCCCUAGUCGGGUCGGGGGCGCCGGCCCCGGGGACAGGGAGAAGGGCUACCUGACAGACGAGAGCAGCAACUCCACCAACCUCCACACCUCGCGCACCUACGGAGGCCGCGGACGAGGACGCAGGCCCUCCAACAGCCAGUACUCUGGAUAUGGUACUAACUCUGAGCAGUCCAACGCUUCGGAGUCAGAGGACCUUAACGAGCGCGACCAGCGGCCCCGAGGCGUGGGCGGAGAUGAGAGGGGUUCCCGUCGGGGUGGCAGGGGCCGUGGAGCCAACACCGGACGGGGUCGCGGAGGACCCGCCUCAAGGACUACCAACUCGAUCAGCUCAGUGCUGAGGGACCCGGACAGCAACCCAUUCUCCCUGCUGGAGGGUGAGAGUGAGCAGGGCGACACGGACACCAGCGAGGGAGUGGGAGGAGUAGACCGCAGGAGACGCUCCCGCCGUCGCCGUAACGACCAGGAGCCGAGUGUGAUGGACGCCGCCGCCACAGAGUCAGACAGCCAGGCCGGACCCAACGAGAACGGACUGGAUGAGGAGGGCCGACCCCAGCGCCGCAACAGGAGCCGCCGCCGCCGUAACCGCGGCAACCACCCCGAGGGAGGAUCCCUCAGCCGUGACAGACAGCCAGCCGAGGGUGAGCAGUGUGUCAGACGUCCCAAACCUCCCUCCCUGUUGUCAGUCUGGACCUUAGAGGAAAAUGUGACCGUGGCAGACUACAUAUCCCGCGCCGAGUCGCAGAGCCGACAGAGCCUUCCCCUGGAGACACUUGCUGCUUCCGAGCCUAAGGAGAACGGGAGCAGCACCAAGAAGGAGGAGCUCACGGCGCCCUCCAAGCGUUCCCCUAGCAACGGCAUGGCCAUGCCCAGCGAGACCCUGGUCAACGGCGUCUCGUAGAGGACUAGGUUCCGCCCCCUAAAAACCCAGGUCGAGAGCAAGACUUCAUGGCAAACUCUGUCCCUGCUUGCAUUUACUUAAACCUUAAAACAGAUGAGUGAAAAACAACAAAAUACCUGAUUCAUACUUUGAGUGAGAGGGGGGAGAGAAAAAGUACAAAAAAACGACAGUCGCAUCUUACUUAAACACACGUAACGGUGUAUGUUAUCCUAUCUAUCAGUACUUAGUGCUUAUUUUAAAAAACAACUAGCUUGCCAAAAGGGCUGGUGGAUAUGACUUGAUUUUAAAAGAGAACUGAAUCUCAAACAGGACGAGACAAUUAUUAUUAUUAUUAUUUUUUGUUAAUGUUAUCACUGGUUUGGACUUGUGGUCGCUCUCCCAUUCAAACAGAAGCAUCUCUAAAAGUUGAGGAGGAUAGAUGCCAGCUGGAGAAAGGGAGGAAUAGGCGGAUGAGUCCAAGCGGUGAAGAACAAGUGUCAGGAGUUCUACGUACCCUGGCCUAAAUGUCGGUUGGUGAUGACGGACAGACGGAUGUGAUUAUUGAUCGACAUUGUGCCUUGAAUUUGAAAAAGUUCAUUGUUGAGUUUUGUGUCACAGGAAAGAGGUUUUUAUUUUAUUUUUGCUCAAAGAGAACAGACCAGUAGUGAGGGAAUGGGAGUUAAACGAGUGCAGAGGUGUUAACUGUGGUAGGACAGAAAACAAGGGAACGAGUGACUGGCCAGAAAGUCUGGUGCCAAACAAAAAAUUCAAGGCGCUUGUCCUCAGUGAGAGUGGACUGGACAGCGUUUGGGCUGUGUGGGUGUGUGUGUGUGUGAGAGAGAUUGUGUUUGUACGUACGUGUGCACAGUUGAGAGAGCUGGCAACCACAGGAUUAAAAUCGGGGGGAGAACACUGAAUUCUUGGAACAUAGCCCUGGGUCGGUGGUGAGGUCACAAAGGCAGGCGAGGCCGCUCUUUUGGCCGGGCGGGUAGGAGGAAGUGUUGCAUCACUUCCCGUCUCCCAUGCUCGACACUAGUGUCCAGGGCUGUCCCUAUACAUCCUGACAGACUGACUGACCGACAGACAAUGAGAGGUUAAGGACUUGAUGAUAUAUGGAUCGAUUUAGACUUUAAACAAAUGAGAAUUUUAGUGCCUCUUUUUCUCAUGGCCCACUACUCAUGGCCCACUAGCAGUGUGGAAUAGAGAGGUAGGGUAGCACGGCGCUCUAGCUUCCAGCCACACUUACUAAUGCCUGGGUGAACUGCAGAAUGGCGGUCUGAACGCACACGCCACGAGGGAAGGGAGGUAGACGGUUGAAGGCGAGCCACGUUGUUUCACCCUUCUAGAAUGGUCCCUGUGGUCGUGGCUGGGGGAGGAGACAGGCAGACUGACUGAUGCGCACAGCUUCAAAAGGGAUGAGUAGAGCCAUAUACACACGGGCUUACACAGAUGCACGACCGCACCACGACACUGUUGCAAUUCAGUCACGGGCGGAGGGGUUCAGUCAGUGUGGUCGACUGUGCGUUGCGUUCAAAGGAGAAAUGACAGUGUUUUGAGAUGAACUAUAAGCGAGAUGGUUGUCCGGUUCCUAAAGGUGGCGGUCGACAGGCGGGAGGGGGGGGGAGAGUGACUCAGAAACCCUUGGUGGCUCAUGUUACUGUCUUGGUUACCUCUCUCAACUGCGUUUUGUUCUUUCCACAUAGAAAAGAUGAAAUAAAAUGGAAAUGAAAUCAACUAUCUUUUGAGAUGAACUGAUUGAUUUCUUCUGUCUGAGUUUGCACUAUUUUUCUAAAACAAUCAACAAACCAACUGCAUGAUCAUUCAGCGGUAGCUUUGCACGAGGGAGAGGGUUCACGUUUCAGUUUCACCAUUAUUUUAUCCGCUACUAGAACUGCUGCUAAUGUCCACCUUGAAUGUGUUUUAGAAUCCAUACCGUAGACACUUAAGUACUGUUGUGGCUUCGGUAUACCUUUCCGCCACUCAAAUUCACCCACAAUAUGGCUGCCUUUUUACAAGGAUGACUAAGAAUAAAAUAAACCCCAUCUCCUUAGUGUAAUGGUUUCUUACCCUCAUUAAAUACUUAUUGUAAUACUCAGUGUAACAUUGAGCAUGAUAGAUGUUCACACAAGUAUUGAGGCUAGUUAGGGAUUGUGUUUACUGAAUUAAAGUCACCCAGAUUGAUUAACCCCUUUCGUUUCAACCGUCUGCGUGUUAAUGCGUCAGCGGCGCGUUGAUUAUUUCUAUCUUUGGUUCAUUUGUGCAUGCUUGCAUGUAGGAUUGAGAAAAAUGGAUUUUGUCUUUUUAUAGUGUGAAAUGUAUACCUCCGUUGUCUUUAAUACUAUCUGCCGCUUGUGGCUCACUUUCCCCAUGUCUUUCUGGGUGGAGAGAAUGUUGACCCUUUCUGUGUGUGUAUCCUAGUAGUACUGUUCAGGUACUGUCAACUCCUCAGUGUCAGGUAGGCUGGUCUUCACACAUGUUCUGAUGGCAAUAAAGGACUUCAUUGUUUGAUAA